AUGGCAGUCAGUAUUGGUUCUCAAAAUGAAUGGUCGCGCAUUCUCAGCUCGUCGACAAUCGUUGUCGCAGACUUCUACGCCGACUGGUGUGGUCCCUGCAAGAUGAUUGCACCGACGUUCGAAUCGCUCGCGACCAAAUUCUCCAAGCCCGGCAAGAUUACCUUUUGCAAGGUGAACACCGAUAGCCAGCAGUCCAUUGCCUCGGCCCAUGGUGUCCGCGCCAUGCCCACCUUUCUCAUCUUCAAGAAUGGCUCCGUUAUUGAGACGAUCCAGGGUGCGAACCCGCCGGCCCUGACUGCCGCCGUCGAGAAGUCUGUCAAGCUGGCUGGUACAUCUGCCCCCGGUGCCUCUUUCAAGACCCCUGGCAGGACCCUCGGCGGUACCGGACCUGCAACGACCUCGAGUCGUUGGGGCGGCGGCGGUGGACGUUCGUUGGGAGGAUCAUCCAGAUUCAGCUCGUUCAACGUGCUUAAUGCGUUGUUGACGUUCUUUGGAUUAUACAUCGUCUCUCUCUUUUCGGCAAGUUUUCAGAAUUUCGACCCAUACAAGGCAGCAGAAAACUCCGAUUUCAACGUGCACAAGCCCAGGAGCGAGACAUUUGGUAGAGACCAGGGAAGCGGAAGACCGGGAGCAGCAGCAGCAGCGCGCCCUACAAAUGGCGUAAAAACCUUGGCUGAUCUCGGUGGAAGUUAA
Molecule: messenger RNA, 693 nt
Organism: Pestalotiopsis fici W106-1
Lineage: Eukaryota; Fungi; Ascomycota; Sordariomycetes; Amphisphaeriales; Sporocadaceae
Exons: 3
Coding region: 1-693 (230 amino acids)
Molecular function (GO): protein-disulfide reductase activity
Source: RefSeq, a predicted model, not a curated record